Molecule: messenger RNA, 6181 nt
Organism: Solea solea (common sole)
Lineage: Eukaryota; Metazoa; Chordata; Actinopteri; Pleuronectiformes; Soleidae
Gene: clcn1b
Product: chloride channel, voltage-sensitive 1b
Exons: 23
Coding region: 1610-4690 (1026 amino acids)
Biological process (GO): chloride transport; transmembrane transport
Cellular component (GO): membrane
Molecular function (GO): voltage-gated chloride channel activity
Source: RefSeq, a predicted model, not a curated record
GGUAAUCUCUUGAUCUGUCCGUCAGUGAGUGGGUCAGAUUUUAUCAUUAACCUUGUGCUAAGGCACAGGACUAUAUUGUUUUAAGGCCUCAACACACACACGCACACACACACACAAAGAAUCCAUUCAUACAUACUUUUAAACACAAAUGUAUGCUUAAGAAGCUACAAACACACAAAUAUCUAUGAAUAUGCAACACUGACACUAACCCUCUCAUAAGAUACACAGGAAUGUGUUGUUAUUUUUUUAAUUAACACUCAAUGUCACUCUGUCCUUGAACCUCUGCAUCUAUUAGCAGCUCUCACUACGACUGAAGCUCUCUCUCUCUCUCUCUCUCUCCGUCUCUCUCUCUCUCUGUCUGUGUCUACAAGCCUGUUCCUGCUUGUUUACACAUGAACGUAUUUCCUACCUCUCGCCUUUCUUAUUUAUUGUAGCGCUGCAGCAUUAUGCAUUACCUUGCUAAGGGCUGCUCACACAGGUCAAAUCCACAAAUGAAUUCAGAGGUCCUGACAGCUCGCCAGUGAAACCUAACACAGGCUUUGUAUUUCUAACAAAGCCACGGGAGAAAUGGUUUACAUUCUGCCGUCUUCUUCAUCCCGUGAGACCUGCAGUAAGCACAACACUAAAAGCUUGAGGUGUUACAAUAGGGAAAGAAAAUAAUGAUGCUGGGUGCAAGUGUCAGAGUCAUACAGCGACGACCGACUAUGUUCUAGUGUUUUAGAAAGAUUAGAAAGGGAGGGAAGUGCAGGGAAAUAAUAAGAGCCACCAGGGGAGGUAGAGAGAAUUUAGCUGGAAGUAAAUUAGUGCAAGCAGAGGAGGAAGAGAGGAGAGGAGUGGGUGAGGGGGAGGGACAUAGUCUGUCCUUGGAUGUUCUUGACUGUGUGUGGGAGUCGUGGAACAGAUAGAGAGCAUAGAGACGAUGGUGUGAAUGUUCGGAGCGUGUGAAAGUUGGGAAAAUGUCGGUUAGCGAUGUCAUUUUUUGGGCCCUACGUGGUUGGGAUUGACGUAAACACAAGGUCACACGGUGACACAGAGGCAAACACACGGUUGAAAGAUGGAGACAGAAGAGAGUCAGCUGACGUGAAUGAAUCACAACAUUCAGUGUUUUUCUCACACUGCCGUCUUUGUCUCCUUUAGGUUAUUUUGCCUUUUCAAAUUCAUUUCCCUCAACCAAUUCAACUGUCUUUAUAAACAAUAGCUACAUACAAUAUGCAAUGAUGAUAUGACUCGUGAUAAAUGAACCAAUACUUACAGUAUACAAUAGUAAUGUCUCCUGCUUUGUGUGCGCUGCUUACAUACAAACAGAAAAACAUUAAAUGCAUCAUUUUCAUCCAGCAACAUAAUCCUAAUUGACUUUUUUAAUCACAUUCUGCAUGUUGAGUUGAGUCUAAAGCAACAUAUGUAAUACACUGCAAAUCCAGUGUAACAUGUGAACACAUUAUAUAAUGUUCAAAUAUUUAAUAUAGAGAUUUUUUUUUCUAUAUCACUUGGAUGUACAACAACAGCAGCUCUGUCACCACAGUGACAGCACACAGGUUGCCCUUGUGACUGUACUUGCUGGUUUUGAUGGAGUCUGGUUCCAGCUCCUGUUUGAUGAUGAUGGUGAUGGAUGAGUGUGUUGGUGUUAAUGUGUAGUGCAGCAGUGGUGGCUGUGGUGGAGGUAGUCUGCAGUGUAGGACAGGACAGGACAGGACAGGAGACAGGACAGGACAGGAGACAGAGCUGCUGCUACAUCAUGCUGAGGGCAACUGAUGAGAAACAGCUGUACGGCGAGUACAGGGAGCAGCUGGGGAACUUUGCCAGACGGGAGGCUGCCCGUUUGCUGACAGAGAGACAAUGGAGGAGGAGACAGGCGGGGGACAACGCCACGGCCUCGGGCCGCAGAGGCCUCGGCCGACGGCAUCCCCACCACCACCACCAUCCUCAUCAUCACCCUGUGACCCUGGAGUCAAUCCACAGCCACACUUCAUCCACCAAGAAGCCUCGUUCCUACUCCAAAUGCCAAGAUUGUUUGGCCCGUGUUCGGCGGUACAUCGUGAACAAGAUGGGGGAGGACUGGAUUUUCCUGGUUCUUCUGGGCCUGACUAUGGCUCUGGUCAGCUGGAGUAUGGACUAUGCCAGUGCCAAGAGUCUGCAAGCCUAUAAGUGGAUGCAUGGAGAGCUUAAGGGCAACGUGGCACUCCAGUACCUCGCCUGGGUUACGUACCCCAUGAUCCUUGUCAUGUUCGCCUCGCUCUUCUGUCACCUGGUUUCCCCACAGGCCAUCGGUUCUGGAAUCCCAGAGCUGAAAACAAUUCUUCGAGGUGUUGUCCUGAAGGAGUAUCUAACGCUGAAAGCCUUCGUAGCCAAAGUUGUCGGCCUGACUGCUGGCCUGGGCAGUGGCAUGCCAGUGGGCAAAGAGGGUCCAUUUGUCCACAUUGCCAGUAUCUGUGCUGCAGUGUUGAGCAGAUUCAUGUCCAUCUUCUCUGGAGUCUAUGAGAACCCUUAUGGUUACACAGAUAUACUGACUGUUGGCUGUGCUGUGGGAGUGGGAUGCUGUUUCGGCACUCCACUAGGAGGGGUGUUGUUCAGUAUUGAGGUCACGUCUACCUACUUUGCGGUGAGGAAUUACUGGCGGGGAUAUUUUGCCGCCACAUUCAGCGCCUUCAUAUUCAGGGUGCUCUCUGUUUGGAACAAGGAUGCUGUCACAAUCACAGCUCUCUUCAAAACUAACUUCAGGAUGGACUUUCCCUUUGACCUGCAGGAGCUGCCUGCGUUUGCAAUAAUAGGGAUCUCAUGUGGCUUCCUGGGGGCUUUCUUCGUCUAUCUGAACAGGCAGGUGGUUCUCUUCAUGAGAAGACCGACAGCUCUAACACGCUUCCUGACCAAACAUCGACUGAUUUAUCCAGGUGCUGUGACUCUGAUCAUCGCCACCCUGACGUUUCCUCCUGGAUUUGGACAGUUCAUGGCUGGAGAGCUGAUGCCCAGAGAGUGCAUCAACUCCCUGUUUGACAACUUCACCUGGACCAAAAUCUCAGGAUCUCCUUCCCCGCUUGGCCUGGGACUUUCCUCAGCGUGGCUGCAUCCUCACGUCAGCGUAUUUGUCAUCCUCGUCCUUUUCUUCAUCAUGAAGUUCUGGAUGUCAGCAGUUUCCACCACGAUGCCCAUUCCCUCAGGUGCCUUUAUGCCAGUGUUCAUAUUAGGAGCUGCUUUCGGUCGCCUCGUAGGAGAGAUCAUGGCCACACUAUUCCCUAACGGAAUCCUGUUUGAUGGGAUAGUCUACCGCAUCCUGCCGGGAGGUUACGCUGUCAUUGGAGCGGCUGCAAUGACAGGAGCUGUCACACAUACAGUUUCCACAGCAGUAAUCUGCUUCGAGCUGACAGGUCAAAUCUCCCACAUCUUACCCAUGAUGGUGGCAGUCAUCCUAGCGAACAUGGUGGCCCAGGGUCUGCAGCCGUCUCUCUAUGACUCCAUCAUCCAGGUGAAGAAGCUGCCCUACCUGCCUGAGCUGGCACUUGGGCACAUCAGCAAGUAUAACAUCUUUGUGGAAGACAUCAUGGUGCGCAGGGUGAAGUUCUUGUCUUCUCAGUCCACUUAUCGACAACUAAACCAUCUGCUUGAGAGCACAGCCCUGAAAACCAUCCCGCUGGUCGACUCCAGAGAAUCCAUGAUUCUUCUGGGCUCCAUAGAGAGAACAGAACUUCUGGCCAUCUUUGAUUGGUGGCUGUCACCAGAGAGGCGGAUCUUUGAAACAGGUCCCAGUUCACCGGGCCAGGGCUGCAAAGUGAGCUGGGAGUCCUUCACCUUUGUUGACGAGGAGGGCGGAGAGGAGAGUGCAGACAAGACCUCUCCAGUUCAGGAGGAAUGCAAUGGGCCGAUCCCGUCCCCGAAACCUCAAGAGGCCUCCAGCAACCACGCAGGCUCAGACCAGGGCAAGCUGCCAUCUGUCAGGAGAGCCCUUCAGAGACUCUUCUCCACAACGUCUUCAUCAGUCCAAGCUGAAACUCAGAACACCACGCCCCCUGCACUGACUGACACCAUGUCACCAGAGGAGAUCAAAGCCUGGGAAGAGGCAGAGCUGGACAAACCAAUCGAUAUGGAGCAGAUACGUAUAGAUCCCUCCCCAUUUCAGCUGGUGGAAAGAACAUCUCUGCACAAGACCCACACUCUGUUCUCUCUGCUGGGUCUCAGUCACGCCUAUGUCACCAGUAUUGGAAAGCUGGUGGGUGUCGUGGCUCUGAAGGAGCUGCAGAAGGCCAUAGAGGGCUCCACUCGUAGCGGGGUGAGACUUCGUCCCCCUUUCGCCAGCUUCAGAGACGCCAGCAGGAAAACCAAGAAGCACCAGCCUCCCUCGUCCACCCCUUCCUCCCCCACUAGAGACAAAGACAUGUGGGGGGAGGGGAGCAGACAUGAGGGGGAGAUGGUGAGGAAGGAGUCUGAAGAGGACCUUGGAGGGAAAGCCUCGUCUUCUAAAGCAGCCGUAGGUUGUGACACUGCUCCGUCCUCACCCAGCAACGAGGAGAGCAAUGGUGGCAGCUCCUCAGCCACGGGGGGAGACAGUGAGCCUCCUCAGGAGCCACUGUCCCCUUCUAUCACCUCCCCUACCUCAGAUUCACCUCCUGCCUCCCCCCUGUCACCCACCAAUCCUGUCCUCACGCUGUCUUCCUUGCAUGAGGCUGGAGACAGUGAGGAGUCAGAUGAGCCCAUAUAGGAGGACUGGGUUGAGAAGAAAAGACUCUUGUCUGAUUUCACUCACUUUGUCCCUGAGACAGAGCUGCUGUCUGGGUAGAGGAGUCGGCUCGACCUGCAGCCCUCACAGAACUCUCAGCUCUUAGCAGCAGGUGCACACAGCGCUCCUGACACUUGUAGUACAGGAUGUUUUUCUACUCUUACAACGAUCUCACUUUUUCACUCUCAGGUGUCUUCCUGUGUCUUCUGAACUGCAGAUGGACAAACAUAUCCAGUCCUACAUGUCAGUCACGUUAACACUGUCCAUCCAUAUCCUGGAAAUGUUGAAUGUAACUAUACGUCAUAUGUACUGCUGUCUGUCAUUUCAUUAACUGACAGCAAUGAAUUGUAUGAUAAUGAACUAAUACAUUGAUGAAGACUUAAUGAAUUUGACCGCAGGGUUAAAAACAAUCAUGCAUUUAAAGUUUACUGAUUGGAGAUCAUUUUAAAUUAUAACUUUUGCUGUAUAGUAAAUAUUCAAGUCAUUUUUAGAAAGAAUAACUAUUAAACCUGUCCACUAUAGCUUAUUUUAAUCAUUCAUAUUACAAAUGAUGACGAGCAACAUGCUGACAUUUACUUAUUGGCAUUGAACACAAAGUACUGAGACUGAUGGUAAGUAGAGGGAAAGUUAAGGAGUGGAGGGUGUGAGUUACUUGUGUGGGUUAGUUAGUUUUAGAGUAAACAGUGGUGAACGUUCUUCCUGUUUGGAGAGAGAUAUGAUACAACUGGAACAUAAGUUACGCAUUAUUUUGAUUUGAAUGAGAACAUCUGAGAAAAGCCCUGUAAAAAAAAAAAAAAGGUCUACCUGCUAUAUCUGGAAAACAUUCAGUGGUUUACUGGGCUGUCAGACGUGUGCCUGUGCAUGUGGGAAUAUGUUGAGAAAAUCAAGUGCUAAGAAAAUGGUUGUCUGACAGCAUUUCAAACCUUCAAACCAAAUAUUCCAAAUACAGCACAUAGACAGGAUGUUUUAUUUAAGCUGGGCUUCGACAACAUGUUCUCACUGCUGUUCCUGUUCACAUCAGAACAACACGCACAUCAUGGUCCAGUUCUCCCUCUGCAAACACACUCACUCUACUCUCACACACCUUUCUUUAUGUCUUUAUUGAAGUGAAAUGGAAGAUUCUUUAAGGAUGUUGAUUCAAAAUGACUUCAGCCACGUGUGAAUGGUAGGGUCUAUUGAAUUUGGCUCAGUUGCUUGACAACAAUAGCAGCCAGAAGAGGGAUCGCAGCAGUGGCCAAUCAAUUACAUGCAAAUUCACAUCCCUGAAAAAUGAAUUUGUGAAGUGAAUGCUGUAUUUCUACUGUUGUUCUUGCAAUUGUUGCGGCGAUAAAAUAACUGUCUUUCAAAGAGGUGGAGGUCUGUGGCCUCACUGCCAGGGUCAUCCAUUGAAAUUAUAAUUCAGGAUAUGUUUCUUUCUCCUUCUUCUAUUUUUACAAAAGGCUUCAGAUACAGCAAAUAAAAAGUAAGUUUUCA